This is a messenger RNA of Zerene cesonia (dogface butterfly), 442 nucleotides long. RefSeq lists its product as uncharacterized. Lineage: Eukaryota; Metazoa; Arthropoda; Insecta; Lepidoptera; Pieridae. The record is from RefSeq and is a predicted model, not a curated record. The transcript has 2 exons. Bases 76 to 411 code for a protein of 111 amino acids.
AAGAAUGUACAAAUAACCGGAUUCGUGUGAAGUAGGUAUAAACAAACCGAUGCGCAGACAGUCGUUGUCAAGAUUAUGAAGGUGUAUAUCGUAUGGGCACUCAUUAUACAGAGCGCUGUCCUUGCGCUAGGAAAUGGUGGAAUUAAGCCGGACGUCAGGGGGUUUUUACUCCGUCUGAGUGCACUUGACGGUCCACCGACUGUAAUGGAUUACGACGCUGAAGAAGAACGGUUAAAACGCUCUGAUGAUUACUCUGAUGAAGGCGGUUUCGUGCCCAAGAAAGGGAAUGGAAAUGACGAUGAUUUUAUUGCUAAUAUACAGUCAUGUGCCGGGGGUUACGCCAGAGCGCCUUGGGGUAAAUGCAUCCCCUGUGCAGAAUACGAAAAAAAAUUUCGCGUUCGAUGCCCCUAGGACUUACCUAAUGUUUGAAUUAAAUUAAAAA